Molecule: messenger RNA, 3911 nt
Organism: Branchiostoma floridae (Florida lancelet)
Lineage: Eukaryota; Metazoa; Chordata; Leptocardii; Amphioxiformes; Branchiostomatidae
Product: receptor tyrosine-protein kinase let-23-like
Exons: 2
Coding region: 415-3108 (897 amino acids)
Biological process (GO): protein phosphorylation; multicellular organism development; cell surface receptor protein tyrosine kinase signaling pathway
Cellular component (GO): signaling receptor complex; membrane
Molecular function (GO): transmembrane receptor protein tyrosine kinase activity; ATP binding; calcium ion binding
Source: RefSeq, a predicted model, not a curated record
AACGCUAGUGAAAAUAUAACCUCUAUAUAUUUCAUGGAGCUAAUAAGGAAGUAUCUGUACGUGUGUAUACUUCCCUGUGAGUGUUCACUUGCGGAAACAUCGCCGUCUAUUUGUGGAUUUGGUAAGAAUUUUCACGCUUUGAAAAGGCACCAAAAAUUGAAUGCGGAAUAAGUAGAAACAUAGAUGAUCGUCUGCCAUGAUAAACGCCAAGUGAAAAUUCAUCUCUCUGUUUCUGCUACCUGAUACCAGUAGGUGCCGUAAGGAUUUUCCUGGCACUAUUUGAAGUGUGGAAGGAUACGCUGCUCUAGCUUAAAGGCAGUGCAUACGUUUGCGGAAGUGAAACUCUGAACACGGAAAAGGAACACGUCAGACAGGCAAUUUGGCAAACAGGUUCCCAGUAACCCACACGCCAAAAUGAGUUAUUCUCGGACCUCCAGGAUGUUGUGUUUUCAACUCAGCCUUGCUUUGUUCUCCAUGCUUGGAGGUACAGCGUCUUUCAACACAACGGUGUUUGUUCCCGAAAACGCCCCAGUAGGAACAGUCGUUGCUCGUCACAAAGUUUCCCCGCAGUUGCCAAGGACAUACAGGAUUCUUGAUGGUAAUGACUACGAGAGGUUUGUGAUAGCAGAGAGUCAGGGUGUUGUCGAAGUUGCUAAUCCAUUGGAUUACCAAAUACAGUCGACGUAUCAACUGCAGAUCUUGACAAGCAGCGGACGCAAGCUCACUGAAAAUACCUCACUCUGGACCCUGACUGUUCAUGUGCUGGAUGUGUCUGAAUACCCCCCAUACUACAACAAAACAUGUGAAACCCCUGAAAGAUAUUCCGGUCUACCUAGAUUGGUAGAAUUCACUGACUAUUUUCUUGAUGGCUCAACAAGUAGUGGGUUUAAGUUUAGAAAGACGGCUGAUAUUGUAAAUGUGACAAAACGUUCAGUGUACUUUAGCGUGGAAAACGACAUUUGCGAAAUGAAUGUGACAGUCGGAAUCAAACAUAUCCAAGAUGUAGCAAUUUGUCAUGAAUUGUACAAGGCUGGCUACAUGAAUCUGACGCAGUACUCUGUGGGAGGAGACAACAAGGUGUCAGCUAUUCUGAUUGACAGAGAUGUACAUAGAGGGUACCCAUUUGUGCCGCCUAUGAUAUUUUCCGAACUUGUUGCUUCCAAAGGUUUGGAUCCUGUGUGGAUUGGUAACCCACGAUACAGGUUCUUUCUUCUCGUCAGCCUUGGCGUACUUAAAACAGCCGCGCCUGUUAACAAGAUAGCGAACGUUCUGACUUUACGUUUAUUCGGUAACGUAAAUCUUACAGCUCAAAUAACUGCCAAACUUGCUGGUUGUCCACAUGGCAAAUACGGCGCAUAUUGUGACAAAAACUGUAUAUCUAUAUGUAAGAACGACGCCCGGUGUCACGGCUUCAACGGGGCCUGUCUAUGUGCCCCUGGCUGGAAGGGUGUGGCAUGCGAUAUACCGACCCCAGCAGUCGCUAUUGACGUCCGGCCCGAAGCAAAACUGUAUAUAACUGGGAACGUAUCCUUACAAUGUCGUCCUGUCCAUACAAACGUCUCGUCUAUGACAUGGUGGUUUCGAUCAUCUGGCAACAACAGUUCCAAAGUUUUUAUCCAAACUUCCCGUAACUUUUACAUCAGCCCGACUCUACCUGAGACCAACGGCGUGUACACGUGUGAAGGUCUUACAUCUGAGGGACAGAUACUGGAGAGAAACUACGUCUUAGAUGUGAUGGAAUGUCCUCCCGGUCUUCACGGGGAGCGCUGUGACAAGCCAUGCGAAUGUCUACACAACGUUGGUUGUGACCGUUGGACGGGGUGUGUAUGUGAGGCCGGUUGGACAGGGCCUACCUGUAACAUAUCCUGCCCUUCAGGGAAAUUCGGGACAAACUGCGAACAACCAUGCAAGUGUGAAGAUGGCGCGGAGUGCAACCCUUUCAAUGGUACUUGCAUCUGUCCGUCCGAUCUGACCGGGAAAUACUGCGAGGUGAAAAGAUUAAGUCUAAUUCAUACGGCUCGCAAGACUUCAAUGUUUUUUAUCAUUCUCGUUUUCGUCCCUCCUGUUGUUCUAUUACUUGCGUGUAUAGUGAAACGGAGGAAGCCAACGCAGAAAAAGCACGAGGAACUACAACUUGUUGAUAUGGCACUGAACUUGGCAGAAACGUUAUUGCCAUGGGAACGAGACCCACGGAACCUGACCCUUGGUGAGUUGGUCGGGCUGGGGACAUUCGGCCAUGUUGUUGAUGGAACCUUACAACUUCCAGGCGAACAGGCGGUACGGGUAGCCGUCAAAACGGUUGAUAUAAAGGUCAACCAAGGUUACGUCCAUGCGGAUUUUGAUCGCGAAAUUAACAUACUUGUCCAUCUUUUCGACGAAUCAUUACACACACAAGGAGAUGAAAAAAUUAUGCACCCAAAUAUCAUUCAGUUAUUCGGCGUGAUUACCAUGUUUGACCCAAAGAGGAUAGUGCUAGAAUUUGCUCAUCACGGAGAUCUUCAGACGUACCUGACCAGCUGCAGACUUCGAGACGACAUGGACGCAGUGGACUGGGCAACUCUGCUCGGCCUCGCCGUCGAUGUGUCUAAGGCUCUACAGGAGUUAGAGCGAGUCCGAAUCGUCCAUCGCGACGUGGCCGCCCGGAACGUGGUCAUCACAGACGGGAUGGUCGCGAAGCUGGCAGACUUCGGCUUGGCCCGAGACGUCUACACCAACACUGUGUACGAGCGCACCGAUCACCACGGACGGGACGAGUUACUCCCGCUGAAGUGGAUGGCGCCGGAGUCUCUCCGGUAUGGGGUGUACACCUGUCAGAGUGACGUGUGGUCGUUUGGUGUCAUGCUGUGGGAGAUUGCCAGUCUAGGAGAGGAGCCGCGCUACCCUGGUCCUUUUCGACCUGACUGUUGUCAGAUGGUGAAGAUGCUGAGACGAGGAGUCCGCAUGGAGAAGCCUGAAGAAUGUUCCGCUGACCUGUACAGACUGAUGUGCCAGUGCUGGUGCGAUGUUCGUGACCACAGACCGACUGCUGCUCAGCUUGAGGAAAGACUUGCGGAUCAAGUUCAAAAUAUUCAAGACGGUGCUGUUGACUGUAUGGCAGAAACUGCCUAAUGAUGAUUGUAGUUGGAUGAUCUUGUGACGUCUUUUAAACAAGUGUAAACAAUAGUUGUCUCUGGUGAGAAGGUUUAAACGGGAUUCUAUGGAGAUGACGACAUAUCGACAUCAAUACUCGCCAUAUAUUGGUGAAAGAGGGUAGUUAAAGAAUGUAUAUAUUACACAGGUAACUACUCCAUUGUUGUUAGUACAGUAUUUCCGAUUUUAAAGAAGCUGAAGUAGAUGACAAGGUAAUCUUUUUGAAAGUUUUAGUAUACCCAAGAAGACAUUGAAGUCAACAAAAAUAUUUCAGGAUGUUGGCUGGAAGCUAGAUAGUAACCGCAUCAGCAUUUACAUUUGUUUUUCAUUUCAAUUCAUUAGUUGUAUUGCUUAAUACUAGAGUUCGGCGACCUCAUAUCUCCAUGAAAUAUUGGAGCUUUUGUAGGUUUUAUGCAAAUGACAUAACGAUUAACGAGAUAUAAAAAACGGGAUUUCCGCUGCUGUACCAAGGGAAGCCGCUACUGAGGGGGCCGGAAAAGAAAGCUCAUGCCUGAACGAAAUUGUGAUGCAACGAUAAGCACUAUCGAACAGAAGAGUGAUGAACUCUGUUGUUACUAGAAUAAAACAAGUCUUUACAUGCCUGGUGACACACUGAAAUUAAGGUAAGGUGCCAGGAAUGACAAUCUAGGGUUAAACUAGUUAUUGGCAGAAUGCGCAAAGAUGGUACACUGUGUCACACCAAUGUUAAACGAUUUGUGACAAUUCCUAACCUUGCGUGAAAUUGUAUCUUUCCUAGACGGAAGAAGUUUUUUGGACAUUGA